Phaedon cochleariae (mustard beetle) is the source of this 2404-nucleotide messenger RNA. The record is from the annotation of a GenBank genome assembly. Lineage: Eukaryota; Metazoa; Arthropoda; Insecta; Coleoptera; Chrysomelidae.
UUCAUUUGAAGAAACAGUAAAUUGUUUUCAGUGAAUGAAAGGAUCAUAAUGUUAUUAUAAGUUUUGUGAUAUGGUGUUAUGUUUGUGAUUUUUUAAUUUUUAUUAUCUACCCGAAAACCGAUUGGACGUACUCCCCCCAUUCGAGAGACCGCGUGGAAUUAGCUCCCGGCGUGGUGGCCAUGCCGAACAUGUCCCGCAAGACCAUCCAUUCCGUCCAUUCUGAGGACAGCUCGUUCGCCGAUUUCGCCCACAAGGAGACCAACACCGAGGCUUAUUUGAGGCAGCAGCAGGAAUACAGGCCGCGGCAGCUGUUCAACAACAACCACGAAUACGAGACACGGAAGAAGGUUAGUUACACGUACAGCCAAUGGCUGCGGAUAAGGCGCACCCUAGUCACUGUCAUCACUUCCUUCGUCUCCAUGUGUCACUUCUUCCUUCGCGUGCAAACGUCAUGGUUUGCCAAGUUGCAUCAAUUCACCAGUCGCGUCAUGCUGUUGGACACUUGGCUGUUGUGGAAAAAUGGCAACAGCAACAAAACAGCCAAGCUGAUGGCGCUGUGUUUGGUGCCUUUGCUGUUGCUCGGCGGUUGGUAUAUUUUGACGAACCUAGGCGCCAUCUUUUACGCAACCUAUUUCAACUCUUCUUCAAUCGCUAUUCCACCUCCGGAAACCAUCAUCCAUCAUCCUCCCUCAAUGUUAAUCGAUCCACCGACCGACAAAAUGGCUGAAGAAAAUCCCAAAUUGUCUGACGAGCAACUGAAAGUGAUAACUGAUUCGUUGAAAACCUCCAUGAGUGACAGAGACAGGUAUAAUGUCGAGGAAAUAGUUGCAAGCGUAAUGCAAAGCUCAGGUUUCCAAGAAAUUGUGCAAAAACUCGAUGCUGCUCCAUCAAUCAACAACCAACAAACCAUCAUCGAUACUUUGGUAGAAGAGCUCCACAAGCUCAAAGAACACAUGGCACAGCUGGACAAAAAUAGGCUGGAAGACUUGCACACUAUAUCCCAGUUGAAAGCCCAGAACCUACAAAACACAGCUCACCUAAGCUACCACUUGACCAAAUGUUGUCGAAGACCAAUCAUCAACGUCGAAAGCUACGUCAAAAAACUACUCUCAGACAUUCUGAACGAUGCAGACUUCCUGAGGAACCAAAAAGGCUUCAACAACUACUUGCAAGCAGUUUUUGCAGCUAAGCAAGACCUAGAAGCGAAGCUGAGCAACCUGACAGCUCAUCUUAGCUCUAAGUUCGACAGUGCAAUAGAAGAAAGUAGCUUCAAACUGAUGGAAGAGGUGUCUAAGAAAGUCACUAGCUUCAUCAAAAGCAGCAGCUACUCACUAGCAAGUGGCUCAGACAAUUCUAGCUUCUCUGAUGAGAGAGCGAGAGAGAUAGUGAGACGUGUCCUCAAGAUUUACGAUGCUGAUAAGACUGGACUAGUCGAUUAUGCUAUGGAGACCAUGGGAGGUCAGGUUUUGAGUACGAGGUGUACAGAAACUUAUCACUAUGGCAAAGCUGUGGUUUCAGUGCUGGGUAUUCCAUUGUGGUACCCUGUGAAUUCGCCUCGUACCAUUAUAACGCCCAGUAUCAAUCCUGGGGAGUGUUGGGCCUUCCAGAACUUCCCAGGCUUCGUGGUACUAAGGCUGUCUAAGAAGGUGCAAGUUGAAGCCUUCAGUUUGGAGCAUAUCAGCAGGCUUUUGGUGCCUAAUGGGGACAUAGAUUCUGCCCCUAAGGAAUUUCAGGUGUUUGGUUUGAAGGAUGAAGAGGACAAAGAGCCUUUGUUGUUGGGGGAAUAUGUUUUUGAUGUGGAGGGGGAGCCUUUGCAGUUUUUCGAGGUGCAAAAUGGCGGUGGGGUUUUCGAGAUAGUGGAGCUGAGAGUGCUUUCUAAUAAUGGCAAUCCGAAUUAUACGUGCCUUUACCGGUUUAGAGUUCAUGGGAAGUGUAUUACGUAACGGUUCACUAACUUCGUGCACUGACUCAUGAACAAGAAAUGGAAGGAGAAUGCUAGUUCUCAGUUUUGAGCUGAUUUGAACUCGCUUGUACCACGUGAUCGACUCGGAAAAGUUGGUUGACGAGUGUGCGCAGUACGUAUACAGAUUGUUUGUCGAAUCGCUGCAUACAGUGGAUUUCAUAAAGUUGGCAUAAUAUGGGAAAUACUUCUAAUGAUAAUUUAUUUUGAGAGUCGACUCGGGGGGUUGAGUUUUGCUUAAAAAGAGAUGAAAAAUGGUCUAGUCGGUCGGGGUCACGUGAUUUUCGCUACAUGUCAAACGUUACAUUUUCUAUUCAUAUUAAUCGCAAAAAAUUGGCUUAUGUGUUUGAAUUUUAAAAAAGUUCACUAGGACUAGAGUCACUGGAUGGUAUUAGUUAGCUGUCCUUCUGUCCUUUUCUAUUUUCCAUAUUAAAAUGGUUUGAG